CAGGGAUAGCCAUCUCCGCCAACAACUGAGCAUCCGGAAUAUGGUCCUUCACAUCAAGAAGGGAAAAAUCAAGAAGGCAAACGUUUUACCUUUAUAACCCCCGGCUAGUAUACUCUUUCCCCAUCGGCCGUCCAAACGGCACAUUUCCGGCGGCACAGCUGCCUCAGGCCUUGGCCGCCAACCUCAACCUCAGCAGAUCCGGAUUCUGCCAUGUGAUCUGGAAUCUUCUCGGCUAAGCAUCCUGGACCGUAUUUCUCCUCACGGGCUCGCUAACAUGACCGGGCACCAGUGAGAUUUCCCAGGCCCUUCAAACGCUUACAUUUCUCCUUUGUUGCAAUUAUCCUCAGGAGCAGCACACGCGCACAAAAGUCCCCUACUCAACCCGCCCCCCCGAAAUGGACGAGAAGCAAAUCCAGGCACGGCAAGAAAUGAGCCGCCGGGUCAGAGAAGCCAUCGACAAGAAAAUGGGGCUAGAGACGAGCGAUCUGUGGAACAAUGUCAAACUGUCCAUGGCCAACAUCACGCGACGGGCGGCGCAGUCGGCGGAGCCGGCGCAGGCCUUCGACUUCGACCUCCACGACCUCUGGUACAUUUUGAUGCAGUCUGCGAAGGUCACGCCCGCCGACAGCCCCGUGCAGGCGUGGCUGGUCACGCAGGUGCUGUACGCGCGCGAGCUGGGCGCGCUGCAGCGGCCGGCGGCGGUGGAGGGCGAGGGCGGGAGCCGCGCUGUCGUGCGGACCGCUGAAGGCGUCAUUUGGACCGACUUGCCUUUUCUCGUCGCGGACGUGACGGAAGCGUGGAGAGGGUCGGAAAAGCUGCCGCUGGUUGAGCGCCAGAACUUGGGCGCUUUUAUAGCACGGUUGGUGGCUGUUGGCGUGUGCGAUCCGCUGCUCGGGCCGUGCGCUUUGUGGUCUCUGCAUGGUGCGUUGGAGGCACCAGUAGACACAGAGUCGGAACCGGAGCUGGAGACGAAAGUGGACGGAGUGAACGGAGUGGUUGAAGAGAAAGGAGAGAAUGGAGAAAGCAGAAAGAAUGGAGAAAACGGAAACCAUACUUCGCCGGCUGAGGCUGUCAUGGUGGCACUGGUUUGGCUCAGGUAUUGCGGUCAUAAACUGCUCAUUUGGUCGAUGCAAAACUUGCAGGUAUCAGAGGAGCAGGGCGAGGGCUUCAGCUUGGCCAGGUGGGCACGCUGGAAGCUUCUUCUCGAUUCCAUGAGAGAUAGCGAAGAUAUUACACUAGCGAAUUGCGCACUGCGGGGGCACAAUUUGAUGGAGCAAGUUGAGAUGGACUUUGGAAUCCCGACCUAACUGACGGGUUGUUCUUAAUAAUUAUAGUCUGAUCCUCUUGGGUUGUUUCUCUUUACUGGUCAAACGGAACGAAGUCUAUUAUUCGCAAAGAUGUCGAAAGAGUUCAUUGGGAUAGUGAUGAGACGAACCGUGGCACGUUAGUAUCGAAAAGUCGAAUUCAGAGCACAAAGCAGGUUUCUUAAUUUAGUGGCAUGAUGUCAUGUUGAAAGCGGACUUAAUUCACGAAAAAAGCAUAUUCAUAGGGACAAGAGUCAUAAUUGAAGGCCAAGGCAGAGAA
Aplosporella prunicola CBS 121167 is the source of this 1584-nucleotide messenger RNA. RefSeq lists its product as uncharacterized. The record is from RefSeq and is a predicted model, not a curated record. Lineage: Eukaryota; Fungi; Ascomycota; Dothideomycetes; Botryosphaeriales; Aplosporellaceae. The transcript has a single exon. Bases 396 to 1307 code for a protein of 303 amino acids.